UAUUCUCAUUACAAGCAGUUAAAGCAGAUUUACCUCCGACAUCCUGAACAAAGUAAGUAGCCAAAGUCACCCUUUAAAUUUUGUUUUGUCGCCUUUUUGAAAAUGGUUUAAGGGGAGCGAAGCAAAAGAUGUUUAAGAUAAUUUCUUGCCUUCGUUCGUAGGGCAUAGUAACUGAAAACUCUUCUCCAGCUAAUUCAUAUUUUAAAUCAAUUGAAGAAGCGACUAGUGUUCUGGUGGUCCCACAUACCGAAGAACUGCGGGCUUCUGACUGUUAGAGAUCCCUUGUACACUGCAUGACAUUGCCUGCUCAAUCAUGCCAGAACAAUAGGACACGAAUCUUCAUUCAUUCCGGCUUUUUAAAAUAUUUCACAGAUGAUGAAAUUAACAGUAGCAGUUUUAUUGGCCUGCAUGGUCGCAUCAUCAUUCGCUGGUAUGUACGGUGGUUUAGGAAUGAUGGGUGGUCUCGGUAUGAUGGGUGGUCUCGGCAUGAUGGGAAUGUACAACCCUAUGAUGAUGGGUGGCAUGUACAACCCUAUGAUGAUGGGUGGCAUGUACAACCCUAUGAUGAUGGGUGGUAUGUACAAUCCUUACAUGAUGAUGGGAGGCUACCCUAUGAUGGGAGCUGGUAUGCUUGGAGGUAUGCCUGGUAUGAUGGGUGGUAUGUAUGGUGCCGGAUUCAACUUCCCAGGAGCUACUGCUGAUCCUAAUACUAAUGCCCAGAACAUUAUCUAGAUAUAGAUAUGCGAGUAAAUUUAUAAUGGCAGCCAUUGAAUUAUAUAAUAUACACUUGCACAGGAAUAAAGAACUUCAUGUAUAUGUAA
Messenger RNA from Lottia gigantea (owl limpet), 821 nucleotides. RefSeq lists its product as hypothetical. Lineage: Eukaryota; Metazoa; Mollusca; Gastropoda; Lottiidae. Bases 294 to 701 code for a protein of 135 amino acids. The record is from RefSeq and is a predicted model, not a curated record. The transcript is spliced from 2 exons.